Messenger RNA from Colletotrichum navitas, 1698 nucleotides. RefSeq names its product abhydrolase domain-containing protein. Gene Ontology annotation, biological process: monoacylglycerol catabolic process; phosphatidylserine catabolic process. The record is from RefSeq and is a predicted model, not a curated record. The transcript has 6 exons. Gene Ontology annotation, molecular function: monoacylglycerol lipase activity; phosphatidylcholine lysophospholipase A1 activity. Gene Ontology annotation, cellular component: endoplasmic reticulum membrane. Bases 284 to 1492 code for a protein of 402 amino acids. Lineage: Eukaryota; Fungi; Ascomycota; Sordariomycetes; Glomerellales; Glomerellaceae.
GCCGCAAUCUGGGGACCUGCUUCCUCUAUCGAGGGGUACUUUCUUUGAAGCACGAUAUGCUAGAGGAGACAGGUACCGCCAGAUAUCCCCGGCCAUGACACCAUCCCUGCUGGCUUGCAGGCAAUUCCAACCACAAGCCAGGAACUGGUUCCAAUCAGGCGUCAUCCACGGCGACCAGAACACCGCCACCAGCCAUGCCUAGAUAACUCGGGAGCUUCGCAUCCCAUAUCCUACGGUUUCUGUUGUUUUGCCGGGCUCCUUCACAAAAUCUACAACCGCAGUUAUGACAGUCCCGCUGUCGCCCAUGCUUCGGACCGCCGUCUGGGUCGUUGUGGCCCCUCUGGGUCUCUACUUCACCUUUCUCGCCCUUGGCGCAACGCCUUUCUUCCAACGACACUUCCUGUACGCCCACAAGAUCAACACCCUCUGGUGGCGCGACGUUAAUGAGCCUGAGAGAUGGGGCUUUGCAAAGGGCCAAGUCACGCCUUUCUCUCUCGACACCCCUGACGGUGUCAGCCUGUACGCAUGGCAUGUCAUGCCCUUGCCCGAGUACCUCAAGCAAGAAGAGAGGUUCUCGGCGCAGAGGUCCGGCUUCUGCCAUGACUUUACCCAGACCGAGUCCUUCAAGGCCUUGAAAGAAAACCCCGAUGCUCGGGUCGUCUUAUACUUUCACGGUAACGCAGGAGACAUCGCUCAGAACCACCGACCAGGCAGCUACCACGUCAUCACCGACACCUCGUCUUACCACGUCUUGGCCAUCGACUACCGCGGAUUCGGCCACUCCACCGGCGCCCCAUCCGAGCACGGCCUCAUCCAGGAUGCCGCAACACUCGUCGAUUGGGUCAUCAACACGGCCGGCGUGCCCUCCGAACGCAUUGUGCUCCUGGGCCAGAGCCUUGGCACAGCCGUGACGAGCGGCGUCGCCGAGCUGUACGCGUCCCAGGGCAUCGAUUUCGGCGGCAUCGUCCUCGUGGCGGGCUUCAGCAACCUGCCAAAGAUGCUAAGCGGCUACCGCAUCGGCGGCAUCUUCCCCGUCCUCGGGCCCCUGAAGGUCUGGCCCGGCUUCCUCGAGUACAUGGAGUCUUUCAUCUACGAAAAGUGGCCGUCGGCCGACCGCCUGGAGAGCCUGGUCAAGCUGAGCAAGAGGCGGCUUCGCCUGACGUUGAUCUCGGCCUUGGACGACGCCGACAUCCCCUGGACCGAGAGCAGCAAGCUCUUCCGUUCUGCUGCGAAUGCGACUGUUCCGGGCGGGCUCGAUGACCACUCGUUCGAGGCGUGGAAGGAGGUGCGGACGAUCCGCAAAGGCAAGGAUGCCUUUGUUACGACAUGGAAGGCGGAGCCCAACAUGAUUAUUCGCCAGGAACUGUUCCCCCACGGCGGACACAACGACAUUAUGGGAUACGCCCCGGUGAUUUUGGCCAUCAUGCGCUCCUUCGAUUUCGGAGGAACUGCUUAUGAUACAGCUAGUUCCGACACCAGCAGAACUUCGUAGGCGCUUUCUCUUAUCUUGGCAUCGGCGUUGUUUUCACUAUAGACUCGAGAGCGCCAGCAUUAGAGCAGAGUCGAGGUAGAAUUGGAGUAGGUAGAAUCGGAGCAACCCCCGGAUUUGCAACAUGCAGUGUGUAAGGCUUCGAAACUUCUGCGGCAGCGACCUAGUGCGCUUAGAUAUAAUUGUUGUUUUUAUGCCGCUCGCCGGCU